AGGCGCGUCGCAGCACUCCCAAGGCCAGCCCCGCACCAACUCGGCAACUUCCCCUCUGCACUCCCAUCCCGCGGCCGCAGCCAGCCCGGCACCAUCAGUGAGGUGGGUGGGUAGGUGGUUGCCUCCUCCUCCCGCGCGCCUCUGCUCCCGUUCGCGGUGAUGGCGCCCACGCUCCCGCACUGAGCCCUCUUCUCUCCCCGUCGCGGAGCGCCGGCCACGGUGGUGGUAGGUGGCAGCAGGGGGGAGGCUGUGUGGGCCGAGAGUCCAGGCCGGAUCUCGGCGCGGAUCUGAGCCGCUCGAGCCCGUGGGUGGGGAUGGAGGACGGCGAUCGCGACGGUGCUGCCCCGGCGGCCCCGGCGGCGAAUGGGAUGGAAGGGGAGGACUACGUCGUCGUGAAGGCCGGCGAGGUGGCUGCGGAGGGGGAAGGCGGCGGUCAGGGGGAUCUCGCCGGCGGGGAGGCCGCGGCGGGUGGAUCUGAGGCCGCCGUAACGGCGGCGGCGGAGGAGCCGGCCCCGGCCACGGCGCCGACCAAGAAGGGUGGAUCCGGGGACGCAGCCGGCGGCGGGGCGCGGAAGAGGAAGGUGCAGAACGGCAAGGUGGCCGCCACCGCCACCUCUGCCCCAGCAAAGGGGAAGAAGCUCCCCGGGGUUCUUUCGCAGAGCGCCUCCUUCCCGGCGCCUGGGCCAGCCGGCCCCAAGAAGGACAGUGCUGUGGCGGCUGCGCCGAAGCAGGCGAAGCCGGAGGGGAAGGGUGCGGUGGCCAAUGGAUCAGAAGCGACAGCUGGACGGGUGGUGGAGAAUAAGGUGAAUUCGGCUCGGACGCCUGUUGCUCGCCGGUCGUUGCCUGUCAAGUCUGGAUCAGUGGAUGUGCCUCCAAAUGACGCUUCUCCUGAAUUCCAAGAGUCACAGGGGAACACCGCCAAACCAUUGAAACAAACGCAGCCAGAGAAAACAGAGGAUGAUGUGCGCUCCACCACGUCAAGUACCAAUACUCCCCGUACAGCAGCUCGCAAGAGUGCUGCUGCUGGUUUUAGUUUCAGAUUGGAGGAGCGUGCUGAGAAGCGGAGGGAGUUCUUCCAAAAGCUUGAAGAGAAAAUCCAUGCAAAGGAGCUUGAACAAACGAAUUUACAGGAAAAAUCUAAGGAGAGCCAAGAGGCUGAGAUCAAGCUGCUUAGGAAGAGCCUGACAUUUAAAGCGACACCUAUGCCAAGCUUUUACAAGGAGCAGCCUCCUAAAGUUGAGUUGAAAAAGAUCCCCCCAACGCGUGCUAGGUCACCAAAGCUUGGGCGGCACAAGCCAGCCAGUUCUGCUACUGCUGCUUUAGCAGAUGGUUCUGUAUCAUGUGAGAGCCCACGGAGCACAGUGAAUUCAGGCAAGGUAAAUGAAGUUUUUGAAAACAACAAACCUCGGGUUCCUGCUAGGAAACCUGCUCAGAAAUCAGUCACAAAAACUCCAUCCCAAGUGGCUGCCACCGCAAGGGCUGAAACAAGACCCGUGGUUACAAAGCCAAAAACCUCGAACUCGAAACCUAAGGUUUCAAGAGCAAAGGUUGCGCAAGUGCAGGACAGCCCAGCUGAAGUUCCCCCAUCAGAAGCUCGUGCUCCAGAGAAGCUCACUGUCGAACACGGUGUCGAAGAAGCAAUAGGACUUGAUCUGUCCGCCCCAUUGGUUGCUUCGAGUGAGGUUCCAGUCCAUGGUUGAUUGAUUGCACAUUUUGCUAUUUAUUUCCUCCUUGCAGUUCUGUGAAUAGUGAGAGUGUGUGCUUCAUUGAAAGUUGAAUCGCUCAUGGUGUCUUAUCGUUUCCGUAGUAGACAUCCUUUUUUUUGUUUCAGCUUUGUCGUUGAGCAUGCCAUGUAUAUUGCUUGAUAAUUUGUUCAUGUUUAAAUUUCUCAAUCUUGUGUAUAUUGAAUUUGUAUGUCAGUGGACAUCCUAGGAUUGUUGCAGGACAUAAAUGCAACAUGUGGAUUAUUUUGUGGUAUAAGUUGAUGUUCCGUGUCCUUUUUA
Phragmites australis (common reed) is the source of this 2003-nucleotide messenger RNA. Its product is annotated as protein WVD2-like 4. The transcript has 9 exons. Lineage: Eukaryota; Viridiplantae; Streptophyta; Magnoliopsida; Poales; Poaceae. Bases 315 to 1700 code for a protein of 461 amino acids. Gene Ontology annotation, molecular function: microtubule binding. The record is from RefSeq and is a predicted model, not a curated record.